CGAUUUUUAAGGAGAGGGUUAUAUGAGGAGCUUGGUGUAUAGGAAGAUGUGGUGGAUUGUUCAUAGAAGGAAGAACAAGAGGAACUUACACCGCGACUUUGAGGAGAAGAGUAUAUGUGACUUGGGGAAAGACUUGGAGGAGAUACUAAAGGGGAGACUCGAGACGAUAGAGGAGGAACCAGAAGCAGAAGAACGAGAGUGGCUAGGAGAAUCUCAGAAGCCAAUGUUGGUUAAGGCUAAAAUGAGAGUGGAGAAGGGAAAGGCAAUAGUAAAAGCAAAAGUGAAAAGUGGGAAAGUGUUUUACAUGUUGUGUGUUAUUGGCUUAGCCUCUAAACGUGGUUUUAAUGAUCUUGUUCUUCACUAGACCCUAAUUUUUUUUUUCUUGAUGAAUGUGUAUAUAUGUGUGUAUUUAUCUCGGUUAUACUUGUGUAAUAUGCAGUUUUUUCUUGCCACACUUACUAAAUGAAAAGGUUGAAGUCAUG
This is a messenger RNA of Eruca vesicaria subsp. sativa (arugula), 482 nucleotides long. The record is from the annotation of a GenBank genome assembly. Lineage: Eukaryota; Viridiplantae; Streptophyta; Magnoliopsida; Brassicales; Brassicaceae.